AUAGCGAUAUUCACCAACACGCCCGUUGCUAACAAUAAUAUGCCACCCUGUCAUCCAACCCCUUUCACUCGCCUGGCGGCAUGGAACGACCGGCAGUUGUAACUCUCCCGUCAGCUGACCCCCUUCAUAACUUAGCGACGGGUCGAAGCUUGAAACUUGGGUCAGGCUAUUUACCAAUAUUGGUUGUGUGUCGGCUGACGAAGCCGGACGUCUCGCUACCCGCUCCACUCCCCAAUAGCCACCACCCCUACCCACGGGCUCCGACUCGUCACUUGUGUGAGAGACAGUGACAGACAGUGUUAUUACAUAGCCGCAUUGUGUUGGAAGUUCAUACCGACGCUUCGCUGGAUUAGGCUGAGUAAUUUGACAAGUUAUUUCACUGGCGAGUAUUGUCACUGUUAUACGGAGCUACAAGAACCCGAAAGGGAAUAACAGUGUAUUCAUAUCAAGUGUAUAGCCUUAGUAUCUGGACAAUAUGAAUUUGUCGCCUAGUCGCUUUCUGUUUACACAUGUGUCAUGACUUUAACUGGGGAUUACCGUGGCUUAUUCUACCUGUGUGCUGAAGACCCGUGUGUCGUGUGAUCGGUGCCUGAACCUACCUGUCACCAGUGUGUCGUGCUGUCGGUACACACGGGAACAUACAGAGGCUUCUAACUUCGAUUCCAGUUUAUUGAGAAUUAGUCCAGCAACGCGAUGGUGUGCCUAAUGACCACAGAGUAUCCUCAAUCAAACCAAUAACUGUCAGACAAGAUUGAUAGACCAAUAUCAACAUGAGGCCACAGUCGGCAUCGGCGUUGUUGCGGGGACCACCGCUGUGCCUGAGUGACGUCAUGAAGAUGGGGUACCUACAGCAGGUGCGUGACCUUGUGGACCUCGGCAUGAACAUCGACAGUAGGGACGUGGAGGGUAAGACCCCGUUGAUGUUGUGCGCGUUGAUGGAGCCACAGUCUUGGGGAAUCGGGAUAUCCAGACAUCUUAUAGAAAAUGGGGCCAAUUUGACUCUGAGGGAUAAGGCGGGUUUAAACGCCUUGCAUUAUGCAUGUAUCUAUGAACGGGAUGCGUUGGCCAAGGUGUUCCUUCAUGCGAUUGACUUUGAUCUGAACCAAACUGAUAAACAUGGCAACACAGCUCUACACUACUGUGUCCAGUCGGGGAAUGUGGACAUGGUGAAGCUUCUUGUGGAACACCUCCGGAGAUAUGGCUUGUCCUUGGAGAGAGAGAAUAGGGCGGGUAUAACCGCCCGCAGCCUGGCACAGAAGCUCACCUGGACAGAAUGUGUCGAGCUUCUGUCGGAUCGUGAGAAAGAGGUUGAGGAGGAGGUAGAUGAGAAACAAAAGGAGAUUGAGAAAUAUGAAGUGACAAGCGAGAAGAAUGAAAUCGACGAUACGAGAAGCCAGAAGGAUGAUACGUGCGGUGUGAGAAGCGAUAAAAGUGAAAGUACGAGGUUAGAAGCGAGACGAACGCGAAAGAAGAUAAGAAGAGAGGAGAAGGAAAAGGAUGAGUUAAGAAGCGAGAAGAACGAGAAGGAUGAGAUAAGAAGUGAGAAGGGUGAGAAAGAUGAACUUUCGAAUGAGAAAAAUGAACAGUGUGAGCUGUCAAGUCAGAAAAGUGUUUUGAGUUUGUCACUUACGGAGAGUAACUUGAAGUCAUUUUCCGAGGAGGCUUCUUCAAUGCGUCAACCUCAGCGUCCCAAGACGGCAUUAUUGAAACGUCGCCGUACGUCAUCAGCAAGUUCAGCUUCCAGUCUCUCAUCAGGGGGACGGAGUCAGGCAAGCAUGAAGUCCACACCGAGGAACAAGACACCAAAACGAUGCCUUUUACCAAACGCAAAGAACGAGGACAGUAUAAUCAGAUGUGUCAGUCUGUCGGAUUUCCGCAACACCAAAGAGUACGUGUUUAAGCUGACCGCUGUCCCCUACGACGAACUCGAAAUAGAGCGAGGCCUUCCUUCAAUCCGGCGACCUCAGUCAGCCUGGACUCCAAGACGGGAGGCUGCAUAUCAGGCAGACACAGAACCAUUCAGUUGGAGAACGGAAUUCAAAAAGCUUUAUGUUGAAUACGAGUUUCAGUGUUCUCCAUCUUGGCGUGAUGCAGCAAAAACCAUUGCAGAUCAACUACCACUGACCCCUCCUUCCCCUCUCCCACAACCAGAUGAAGCGGAAGAAGACAAAGCCAAGGACAGAAAAGGAAGACGGUCGAGUUUGACAGUUAAAAGUCAGCUUUCCGUGGAAUCAUUUAAGGACAAACGGCGUCCAUCUGGAAACAUUAAGCUUCGGAAACUGUCGACGUCUGGAGCUCCCACACCCCACAUGAAGGGCGUCGAUGGAGCGCUAGCAUCCAGCUCCGAAUCUCUCAACAGCAGCAACUCCUCCAAGAAAAAAGAUGGAGUCCAGUAGUAAAGGUGAUAUCACUGCAAGCAAGAGCCAGAAAAUGACACCGCCUGAUAAAGACGUCUUAAUGAAAGGCCCUAAGUCGUCGUUGUCGAUCCCCGCUGUCACGGAGACGUUGGUAGGAGACACCGAUAACGACGAGAACACGUCAGAUGACGCGGCAUUAACCGACAGCAACCGCCUUUCUGUUCUCAGUGAUAUAGACGAGGAUUCGUAGUAUAGGUGUGUAAUACAAUGUCAAUUUCAAUGGACUUAAUAACACGUUCAUCAGCUCUAUAGCUGAUCGGUUUUAAAACUAUUAUUUAUUUAUAGUUUAAUGUAUUUAUCCACAGACGUUCACAUGGAGGUGAAACAACAUGUCUCUGACGCAUUGACGAAUUCCUUUUGUGAUAAAUGUUAACAUUUGUGUGUGACCUGCUGCAUCUGGCACCAUGUGUCAUUACUGUAGUCAUUGACUGAAGAGAGACUACAAGAUACAGGUAGCAGCGCCAUCCGUCUUCGUUCUGGUAUCCACAAGGAGGUGAGGUGCGGAUAAGGUUUAUGAAUGGUGAAGUUACAUGUAAUGUUAAUCUCCAAGGCCAAUGACAUCAUCUGUGAAUGGCUUUCAUCUAUUUGUGAAACGUUUAUCAACUACCUUAGAAAUGUUUCUCGUACUGUUAUCAACCUCUUAUGAAAGGUUUCAUGUUCUGUUUUCCAUUCCCUAGAAACGUUUACGAUACUGUUAUCAACUACCUAUGAAACGUUUCCUGUACUGUUAUCCUAUACCUUUGACACAUACAUACAAAUACUUGUAUAGCGUCAAUACCUUUGGACCGAACACGUUUCCUGUGUUGUUAUCCAAUACCUAUGAAACGUUUCCUGAACUGUUAUCCAUCUAUACCUAUGAAACGUUUCCUAUAAUACUGUUAUCCAAUACCUAUGAAACGUUUCCUGUACUGUUAUCAAUACCUAUGAAACGUUU
Messenger RNA from Haliotis rubra (blacklip abalone), 3351 nucleotides. RefSeq lists its product as uncharacterized. Gene Ontology annotation, molecular function: protein binding. Lineage: Eukaryota; Metazoa; Mollusca; Gastropoda; Lepetellida; Haliotidae. The record is from RefSeq and is a predicted model, not a curated record.